AUGGGCUCCUUGAUGAACAAGUCGGACCCGGCCUGCCGCCACGACUUCAGAACGCCUGCGCAGUGCGGUUCUAUUUACGCUGUUUAUCAGCACCGGGACCGGGGUGGUGGUGCUGACACCGCAUCCGCCGCAGCGGCUGAACCCAUACGACACGUCGUACAGCAGAUUGAAAAGUCGUGUCUGAAGGCGUGCCGUGAUGAAGAAAGAUUCGAGAUCAUGUUUGUGCAUCCGAGGAUCCAGGCGGCCAGAGAUGAUAUAUACGAGUACUGGCCGACGGACCGCGUCGACGAGUGGAUAGCGCGGUAUCCGGGAGCGGAAGUCGUGCAACGGUGGAAGAGCCGCAGUUGGGACGUUAAGCAGCAGUCGUCGCAGUGA
Molecule: messenger RNA, 375 nt
Organism: Beauveria bassiana ARSEF 2860
Lineage: Eukaryota; Fungi; Ascomycota; Sordariomycetes; Hypocreales; Cordycipitaceae
Exons: 1
Coding region: 1-375 (124 amino acids)
Source: RefSeq, a predicted model, not a curated record